UCACAUUCCACACAUAUAUUCAGUCACCCUUCAACUCUUUCCCCACACAAAAUCACAACUUUCACACCAUUCUCAACCUUUUCCACUUUUACAAAAAAUCCUUUAAAAAUGGCAAGAACUAAACAAACAGCACGUAAAUCCACUGGAGGAAAGGCACCAAGGAAGCAACUGGCAACAAAAGCUGCCAGAAAAUCAGCUCCGGCAACCGGAGGAGUGAAGAAGCCCCACCGUUUCCGUCCAGGCACGGUGGCGCUUCGAGAGAUCCGAAAGUACCAGAAGAGCACUGAACUUCUGAUCCGAAAACUCCCAUUUCAGAGAUUGGUAAGAGAAAUAGCACAAGAUUUUAAGACUGAUUUGAGAUUCCAGAGCAGUGCUGUGGCGGCGCUUCAGGAAGCGGCAGAGGCGUACUUGGUGGGCUUGUUUGAAGAUACAAACUUGUGUGCUAUUCAUGCUAAGAGGGUUACCAUUAUGCCUAAGGAUAUUCAGUUGGCUAGGCGAAUUAGGGGUGAAAGGGCUUAGUGAAUUUUUGUUUGGGUUUUGGGUAAAUUUUGCUUAGUCUUUUGAAGAGGUUUUAUGGUGGAAUUAAUGUGUAGGUUGGACUUGGGAUCUGGUGUUUUAGGUUGUCUUUAAUGUAAUGAAAGAUUUGGAAAUGAAAAUCAAUAUUGUGGUAAAAA
Nicotiana tabacum (common tobacco) is the source of this 674-nucleotide messenger RNA. RefSeq names its product histone H3.2. Gene Ontology annotation, cellular component: nucleosome. NCBI's taxonomy places the organism in Eukaryota, Viridiplantae, Streptophyta, Magnoliopsida, Solanales, Solanaceae. Gene Ontology annotation, molecular function: DNA binding; protein heterodimerization activity; structural constituent of chromatin. The record is from RefSeq and is a predicted model, not a curated record.